AUGUUUAUCAUUGAAUGUAUGAACGGAAAGAUAAUUCAAAAGUAUUCACACUUUCCUGAUGAAAAUGAAGUCGUAUUAUUACCGUGCAGUUAUUUUGAAGUAUUAGAUAAAAUAGAUCAAGGAAAUGGAUUGCGCACGAUACAUAUUAAACAAAUACAACCACCUGUGCUUCUCAUUCAACCGCCUUUCUCCACCAGCCCAUUACCAGUAGAAACUGCGAAUACAGUACCAUGCCGUGGCAGUUCGACGAACACUGAUCCCAAUGCCACAUGGAACAAUAACCAGACGAAAAGUAAAGCAGAAAUCAACAAGAACAAUCUUGAUAAGGCAGAUGGUCACUCAGAAAUAAGGUUUGAACUUAAAUCAUCAUACGAUAAACUUGUUUUAGUUGGACGAUACUGGCCUGUUCCCAACGUGAAUAAACCGAAUGCUGUUGUUUUAUUUGUCCAUGGCUCAGGUGAACACUGUCAACGAUACAGACAUGUUGCUCACUUUUUCAAUAAACACCAAAUUCCAUGUGUCGCUUAUGAUUUACGUGGGAACGGAUUAUCAGGUGGUCAAAGGGGCUUUAUACCUAAUAUGGAUGCUUUGUUAGACGAUCUUGAAUGUGUCAUAAAAUAUAUUCGUAAGGAUCUUGAUUUCACCAUGCCAUUAGUAAUUUAUGCACAUGGCACUGGAUGUGUCAAUUGUCUUGCUCAUAUUCUUCAAAGACAGAAGUCCCGACCUGACUGUCAAGCUAUGAUAUUAAGUACGCCUUCAAUAUGUCUUAAAGAGCGUCCCACACCUCUCGCGUUUUUUGCCUCGCGAGUUGUUUCGAGUUUGAUUCCUCGUCUUCCACUCCUUAUCAGUGGAAACUACACAAAUGAGUACACUGAUGAUAAAGAAAUAGUUGAAGCAUAUCGAAACGAUCUACUUGUUCAUGAUAAAUGGCCUGCACAAACUAUUUCCUUAUUACUGGAAUUCGGUAAGUUAUUAGAAACAACUGUGGUUCAAUUUCCAGUACCGGUGAUGAUUCAACACGGUGUUGAUGACAACAUUACACCAAUUAAAAUGAUUCAAAAAUGGGCACAAGAGCGAGUAAAGGGUGACGAUGUAAUGUUCAAAAGUUGGCCCGGACACCGGCAUGAAAUACAUAAUGAUAUGGGUAGAGAAGAUGUUUUCAAUUAUGUAUUGGAAUGGAUCGAAAAGCGUUUGAAAAUUGAACAGCAUUAA
Messenger RNA from Rotaria sordida, 1212 nucleotides. The record is from the annotation of a GenBank genome assembly. Lineage: Eukaryota; Metazoa; Rotifera; Eurotatoria; Philodinida; Philodinidae.